AUGGGCAGACCAGAGAGUCUUGGCGCUAAAGUUUACUACACGGGAGAAACCGCAGAAAAAUACGAUAGCAGCUCUAGCUUGAACAACAUACAAAGCAGGCUGACAGAAAGGUGUCUGGAUAUUUUGGGAAACCCAAAAGACUCCUUUGUCCUCGAUAUAGGCUGCGGAAGCGGCAUAAGCACCGAGCACAUUCUUGAUAAUAAUAACUAUGUCGUUGGAAUUGACAUAAGCAUGAAAAUGCUGGAUCUGGCAAAAGAAAGAAUCGGAAGCCUCACAUACAACGAGGUGCCAGCUAAUAAAUACUGCGACUUUGCAGCGGUAGACAUUGGAGCAGGCCUGCCUUUUAAAAGCGCCACCUUCGACUAUGCUGUGAGCGUGAGUGUACUUCAGUGGCUCGCAGUGCAAAAAGAGUCAAAAAAGCUGCUAAAUGCCUUUUUCUACACGCUUUACGAUGUUCUUAAGACAAAAGGGAUGGCUGUGCUCCAGUACUACCCAGAGUCCGACAAACAGAUGGAGGCCAUUGUAAAGUGCGCAUCAAAGUACGGGUUUACAGGCGGUACUCUCGUUGAGAAUCAGGACAGCAAGAAAAAAAGAAAGACGUAUCUGAUCCUUGAAAUGCCAGGCGCCAAAGGAGAGUCCAACCACGUGCCAGCCACGAGAGAGAAGAGCAAAUACAAAAAAGUCACAGCGAACAAAGACCUCGAGCUCAGAGACUGGAUAAUUAGAAAGAAGCAGAAGAGAAUGGAAAGAGGCUUCGAUGUUCCAAGAACCUCCAAGUUCACAGGAAGAAAAAGAUCGUAG
This is a messenger RNA of Nematocida minor, 801 nucleotides long. Its product is annotated as 18S rRNA (guanine1575-N7)-methyltransferase. The transcript has a single exon. Bases 1 to 801 code for a protein of 266 amino acids. Gene Ontology annotation, biological process: rRNA (guanine-N7)-methylation. Gene Ontology annotation, cellular component: nucleolus. Gene Ontology annotation, molecular function: rRNA (guanine) methyltransferase activity. The record is from RefSeq and is a predicted model, not a curated record. Lineage: Eukaryota; Fungi; Microsporidia.